UUUUUGGAGUAUGAUAAAAUAGUUAUUGAAUAAUUUUAGUUAAAAGAAAUAUUUAAUAUCAACAGUUUCAAGUUUAAACUCGCUAUGUGAGUGCAAACUUCGUUUUAUUUUAAUGUUAAUCAUAUGAGGAAGUGUAGUGAAAAUCCUGCGACUUUUGGACUCCUUGAAAUAGUUACUUUAAUCGAAACACAAGAAUCAUCCCCUUUGAUCAGUUUAUUUGAAAUCUAGAGCAUGCGCAUGAACAAUCGACCGUAGGGUUGUAUAGUUAGGGAGGGGCUCUUGAUUCGUGUGACUCAGUCUGCACACCCUCAAGCUUUAUUUCUGAAUUUAAUGCAGAUAUAAGAAUUAAACUAAAACUAUCAGCAUGUUGUGUUGUUACACAAUUUAGGUACGAAUUGUGAAGAAACUGAUUCAGUUAGUUACAGUCAACGGCAAUAGUGUGGAUUUUUGUGGAUUAAUUAGUGAAUUUAUUGCUUCACGUUGAAAUCUUUGCCAUGAAUAUAUUGACAAAGGAGAAAUAAUGGAAGAUCCACAAACUCCCGGUUCUGACUGUAAUUCUAAUCCAGCAGAUCCUAUUCCUCAGGAUCUCAUUAGCUCGGAGUUUAUUCAAGAUAAUUCAGAUUAUCAAUGGUUUAUUGAUUAUGGAUAUCGAGAUGGAGGAUUACACGUACAUUCAAGCGUACUUUCCUCACUUUCUACUUCAUACACUCAAGAAGACUUGGGUUACUAUGACGACUUGGCAAGGAAUUUGGACGCCAACCUUGCCGAAGUGGACAUGGAAAGCUUUCGCACCGCAGAUAUCCACACUUUGCUCACAGCUCUCCCAGUUAUGUGCACUGAUCCUGUCCAACAAACUGAGUUUAACUAUCAAAGAGAACGUUAUGCCAGUAUAUCUGGCUCAGUUAUGGAAAAAAUCGACAUUGGUUCAUCAAUUAGUCCACACAUUAGUAGCCAGGGAGAAGACUCAGCUUGCUCAACCACCGAUACAAUCUCCAUUUGUAAGUCAUCAUUGUUAUUUUCACCCGUAAAGGAAACACCGGUACUACCACCAGGAGGUAGCUAUAGUGUUGACUCGUUAGAUUGUGAAGAUAUGUUAUUAACUUGUCAAGCAAAUAACAAAAAUAAUUAUACAAUAGCAUUUGAAGGUAGUAUGACAAUGUAUUCAGAUGGUUCGCAAGAUUUCGAAAGUCAAGAUAAACAAAAAACAUCGGAAGUAAGAGAAACUUAUUAUAAUCCAAAGAUGAACUUGAAAAAUAUGUUAGAUUUUUCAAUGGCAUGUUCAGAUUCGAAAAUUUACACAACUUGGAGUAAUUUAAAACAUUCAUCAACAAAUAAAACUAUCACUCGUCAUGGAUCAGGAAAUAAUAACACAAUCCCAAACUUUCUUCAAGUAACAGCAACCACGGUUAUGUUGAAUCCUAAUAAAAGAAGUCUGAGUCUUCCGGAUCUUAGGAAAACUCAGCAAUAUGGACAUAUAAAUAUACCUUUAAAUUUUUCUAUGGAUUCUGCUGAGUCACAUCAUCAACAUUUACUAAAUUCUGAAUCAGCAAUGAGUAGAUCUGUUAAUGAAAGUGCAAACAGUAAUGCAUCAUAUGGGAAAAAAUUACAAAAUAUGAGUCUCGUUAAAUUAUUCAUGAAACAAAAAAGUAUGAGCGCAGAAGGUAUGAGUUUAACGCUCGACCAAUCGGAUUCAGCAAGUGAUAAUGGAUGGCCCAACAGUAAUAGCAGUAGUGCUAGUGGAACAAACACUAACACGCAGAUUCAAAAAAAUAUUAAUGAAACUUGUAAGAAAUACAUUCCAGAAAAUGACUUUGCUAUCAAUUGGGUCAAGACUGAUUGUUACAAAAGUUCUGGGGCAUCUAACCAUGACGACAGUUCUAGUAACACUUCAAAACGAAUUCCAUCAAUUAAAGAAUUUAAAGAGGAAUCACCAUCAGUUGAAGAGUUAUCUGAAAGUAUUCUAAAAUCAGAUGCAACUUUUAAUAAACAUGAUACUGAUAAAACAAUUAAGGGAAAUGAUUCUUUAAAAAAUUCUAAAAAAUCUUGGAGUAAAUCAUCUGAACAUGAAACAAUACCAAUUUGUAAAACUACAGGUAUUCAAGCCAUUACAGAAGUAGAAGAAAAUGGAGUUCAAACUUCUUUACUGUAUUCUUUACCUCCUAAAAAUCACUAUCCAUGGUUGAAAGAAACUAUUGUAGAUAAAAAACCUAUUUAUGUGGUAUAUCCCAAUUAUACAUUACCCGAUCUAUCCUUUUUAAACAUUAAAGAUACAAAACUUGAUAAUAUUGCUUUAAAGCCACAAGAAAGGGUAAUCUCAAAAAAAUCUGAAAGAAGUAAUCGACCAUUUUCUUGUAAUGACAUUGAUGCAUUAAAGCAGCGUGGAUUUUCACAUGUAAAAGAUUGGGAAUCAUUAACUUUUCUUUUACCCAUGGAAUAUCGAAAAAUUCUUUAUGAUGUUCCCGAAAUACCAAGCCAUAUAAAACUCAGUGAAGAAACAAAAAAGCCACUAUUUUGUUUAUCACCGCAUAUGCGUCAUAAGACACGUACAUUGAAUGAAAUUAUUUCGACAAAUGUUUCAUCUAGUAGUAGUACAGGAACUCAACCCUCCUCUGGAUAUCGUGGAUCAUCAACUAUUUUAACAGACUCCUCAACAAAUCAAGUAAACAGUAAUACCUUAAAUCCACUUUAUCUUUAUCGUUAUGAUAGUGGAAGUUCUGAAAAUAGUUUGAUUAGCCAAGAUAAGAAAUUACAUCGUGCGGGAAGAAGUCAAGCGAGAACAAGUCAUAGUGGUUUCCCAAAAAGGUCAAUAUCUCUACCUCACGGUGAAAGAGAUUCCAAUGAACCAAGUAAAGUUCCACCAAGGCCUCCUUUACCAAGAAGUAUUUUAAGGAAAAAUAGAACAACUAAUAAGAGAUACAGUAUGUUUGAAAUGGGCGGUGUUGAAGAAGUAGACGAUCAGUCACAAUCACCAGAGCCAAAUAAGAGAAUGUCAUUGCAAGAACCAUAUUAUAUUAACAAUGAUCUUCAAUUAUUACAUCAUGGACGUAUUAUAGAUUCAGAUAAAGAUAUAGACGAAGUUGAAGAAAAACGUUAUGCUGAGCGAAUGAGAGAAGCAGUUACUAAUGAAUUAAUAGAAACGACUGACCUUGAAUCUAGUGGCGAUGAUGUCAAACAACUGGAAGAGUUUCUUAAACGAAGCGGAUUUUCAUCAAAUAGUAGUGAUGAUGGCGAAGAUCCUGAUGUUAAAUUGAGGUCCUACGUGAGAAAGUUUUUAGCCUUAAGGAUGAAUAAAAAUAUGAAAGGUGCAGAAAUGUUAGAUUUACAGAAGAAAACUGUAAGCUUUGAAAUGAAUCAGAAACAAUAUUAUACUGAAGCCAACAAAAUAAAGAAAACUGAUGAAAUAAAUAAUCAGCUAGAUGAAUCAGAAAAUAAAUUAAUUAAUUUAGAAGAAAAACAAAAAAUGAUAAAUUCUGUUAGUAAAGCAGUUGAUUUAUUGAUCAAGUAUUGGAAUUCACAGAUGGACUCAAGAGUUCAAGAUAAAAACGAGUGUGCACAGAUCUGUUUAAAAAAUCUUUGUCCAGCUCUUUAUGCAAUCAUGUCAGAUGGUUUGAGACCACAUCUAAAUUCAAUUUUCGGUCCUAUUUCAAACAGUGUAUGGCAAAUAGUGGAAGCUUCAUCACAACAAGGCCCUCUAACAAAGACAUUAAAUGAACUGGUUCAAAAAAUUAAUGGCGAAGAUUUUAUUACAGAAGGAAUGUUGAAAUUUCAUGCAUUUAUAUUUGGAUUAUUAAAUUUACGAGCGUUAGAUGCAUGGUUUGCGUAUUUAUGUACUAGAGAAACAAUUUUACGUAAACAUUACAGCAGCAAUAGUUUAUUUGUUGCAGCUCUUGGUUGUGCUAAUUCUCGCAAAAUUAUUGAUCAUUUUCUUAAUACUUUAGAUCCUCUCGCUUUUUGUCCAUUCCAAUUAGAUCUUUUAUAUCAAUAUCGACAACUCCAUAAUAGUUUUAGUCACGUUAAUAGCUUUGUGUCAACUGAUAAUAGAGAGCAUGAGUUUAAAAAUGAUCUUUCAACAAUUCCUAGUCCCAGAAGAACACGUCCUCGUUCUUGUGGAUCAUUCGAAGAUAAAAAUACAUCAACAAAAAUUGAAAAUAAUGAUAACAUAUUGAAGAAACGAUGGAGUAAUCUUGCUAUGGGAUCAAAAGCAUUUCCUGUAUUGGAUAAAUUGGUUUCAGAAGAUUCCGAAGAGUAUACAGAUAGUUUAGAACAUUCUCCAUUAAAUCGAGCUAGAAAAAAUAUUACAAGGAUAUCAAGUCCUGAUGUUCGAAAUAACAAUAAUGAUACUGAUAACAAUGACGAUACGAUUAGUGCUGAUAUAAAAUUUAGAAGACUUCAAGAAAAAUGGGAAUUAAUGACUGGAAAAGAAGAACCAAAAGAAACUACUCUAACUUCACCAUCUUCGCCAAAUAAAACUCCAACUAACAUAACAAAAUCUAAAAUUCCCAGACUUUUAACUUCUCCUGUUAAACAAUCAGCAAAUACAUUAACAAUGACAGCAAAAACUAAAUCUCCAAAUACCGGAAUUCCUAGUCUAAAAAAACCACCUUCAACAAUUAUGAAUAAAGUAACACAAAAAAAAACUUUAGAUUUAAAGAGUAAAGAUGUGUGUAAACGUACAAGUAGAGUUGAUCAAGAUCAUAAUAUGACGCCAAGAAAUCACUUGACACGUCCAAGUUCUUUGCCGUAUAAAUCACACGGAGUCACAGCCAAAGAAAAAAAUCUGGUGUCGCCACAAAGACGUGCUGUUUCAACAUCUUUACCAAGGCCAAAUACUCCUGCUGCAUCUAAGGCAAACAUUCAACUAAAACGUCCACCUAAAGAAGUUCGUACGCUUACUCACAGGCUUCCAUCGGAUAAUGGUCACCUAUCAUUUAACGAAGGUGACAGACUAAAAGUUAUCUUGGAAGUUGAUAACAAAUGGCUAUUGUGUGCGAAAGGUGAUCGAAAGGGUUUAGUUCCAAGAUCUUGCGUGCAUAUAUGUCCAACUUAACAUACAGUUUUUUACGAAUAACGAUCAGCAAUGAAAUCCAAACUAACAAUAAAAUUCAAACGAAAUGUUUGAAACUCUCAGUUAGUAAGCUUGAAGGGCAUUCGUGCAAGUGGUAUCAUCAAUGAAUUUUAAAGUUAAGAACAUGUUUGGAUUUUCAAUGUACAGUGUAUUUAAAACUGAAGACUAAAAUUGUUAAAUGUUUAUGAACAAACAAAAGAGAUUGAUGUUUAUAAUUUCAAAAACUAAUUGGUAUUUGGUUAUUUACAGAAUCAUUAAAUUAGGUACUUUCAUCAGUUAAAAAAAUAGAAAUUAAAAUAAUGAUUGCUAGUCAUAGAAUCUUGUAACCAGAUUGUAUUUAAUUAUCUAAAACAUAGUUAUUUAUAUCCUUGUACAUAUAUAUACAUUAUGAUGACGAUAACUAACAUUAAAUUAACAAUUGAAUAGUUAUAAUAACUUAUAUAUUAUCAUAAAUGUAACUGUGAUCAUAGUAAUAGGCAAAUGAGUCUAUCGGAUGAUAAUUUUUGUUAUACUUGUAUUGGUUUAUUUUUGAAGAUUGUUAAUGUAAACUUUUUGUUUUUGUAUAAUGUAACGAUUAAUUUGAACAAUUAUGUCGUACGCGCAAAAAGGAUUUUCCAAAGCUUUAGUAAAUGAAUAUGCAUAUAAAUUAAGAAUGCUAACUUGCGCUUAUGUGAUUUUUUAAUCGACUUUUUUACAUGCUUCUUGUAUUCAUCAGAGUCGUAUCUUUAAGUUUUAAGAUUAUUAGUACAUUUUUGAAUAAUUGUACAGUUGGGGAGCAAUUUGAUAAGUUGAGGUGCAAUAAUAAAAUUUGAUAAUAUAAAUAUAUAUAUAUAUAAUUUGAAAUAAUAAAACAAAGGGAAAAAAUUAUGAAAAAAGUAUAAAUUUCAAUUGAUGUGCGAAUGUUAAUCUUGAUGGCUUUGCUAGAAAAAGUAUAAAUGUCUCGUUAUUACCAGAAAGUUAAUAAUAAUUUUAAAAUAAAUUCAAAAUAUAAAUUAAAUGUUUUGACAUUUAAAUAAAUAUGAACAUAUGUUUUUAAAAUAUUGACGAUGAGAACGUUAAACAAUUUAUUAUUUUACAUAAAUAUCAUACAUACUAUUUUAUUUUGUGAUUUAUGCAUAUCUAAUUAGAAAGAUAUUAUAUAGAUACUCACAGAAAAUUACUAUGAUUAUUUAUAAAAUAAAUCUUUAAGCGCAAGAUGAUUAUGUAUAAUACACAAGAAACACUAAAAGAAUUGGCCUCGUUUCAAUUUUAUUAUCUCGCUCGUAUUAAAGAAACACAUACGUAUGUAUACAUUUACAUAAAUAAAAUGACCAUAUUUAUGAA
Molecule: messenger RNA, 6388 nt
Organism: Chelonus insularis
Lineage: Eukaryota; Metazoa; Arthropoda; Insecta; Hymenoptera; Braconidae
Exons: 7
Coding region: 521-5047 (1508 amino acids)
Cellular component (GO): cytoplasmic vesicle
Molecular function (GO): protein binding
Source: RefSeq, a predicted model, not a curated record